AUGUUUAGGACGUACGAAGAAGACACUUCCGGUAUCCCUAGUGCAACAUGUGCGUAUGAUGUUUAUUGCUUUGGGAAGAUUUUGCUCGUGCUAGUAACAGGCGAGCUGAGUAUCAGCGGUUGUAGUAAUUCCUCGACCGAGAAGUGGUUAGAAACAACAUUAACUUACAUCAGUAGGUCGGACAAGGACCUCGUUACAAAUAUUGUGGAUCCGUCAUUAGUUGUAGACGAGGAUUUGUUGGAGGAAGUAUGGGUGAUGGCCAUUGUUGCCAAGAUUUGCCUCGACCCCCAGCCUAGAAAGCGGCCCGGUAUGAAGUAUAUUCUUAAAGCUUUGGAAAAUCCUUUGGAGGUGAUAAGGGAAGAAUAUAUUAGCUCCAAUAGCACUACUUCCUCUGCAGAAUUAUGGACUGCUUCUCUGUUUGGCAGCUGA
This is a messenger RNA of Fraxinus pennsylvanica, 429 nucleotides long. The record is from the annotation of a GenBank genome assembly. NCBI's taxonomy places the organism in Eukaryota, Viridiplantae, Streptophyta, Magnoliopsida, Lamiales, Oleaceae.